GAAAUAAAGCCCUCGUCAGAAUUUUUUGGUGUGUGAAUCCAUUGAACCUCUAUCAUCGGACUUUUGAUCCAGCACGACAACGACAAUAUCGACGCCGACUUUUCAAGAUGCCGUCCCAAAAGUCAUUCCGCACCAAGCAGAAGCUUGCGAGAGCCCAAAAGCAAAACAGACCCAUCCCACAAUGGAUCCGUUUGAGGACUGGUAACACCAUCCGAUACAACGCAAAGCGACGUCACUGGAGAAAGACUCGUAUCGGUCUAUAGAUGCAUCACCUUUCAACAGCAAAACAUUCCAUCUUCUCCUCAACCUCUACCCACGCUCAUACGAUUUACUCUUUUUUCCGCUUCUCGCCCGUCCACCAAACCUUACUCUACUUAUCCCGAAUUCGCACGAUCUUAAGACACGAAUUGCAACUUUUAUGAGGGAGGAGCUUGGAGAAAUGAAAUGAUAAUUUUUGCUCGGUUUGGCAGGAGGGUACAACUGAUGGAUGUUGCUUUGGGAAAAGGGAGGCGUAACAUUUCUGAUUGCUAGGCCGGUUCAAUGAAUGGCAUAUAUCGCGAUUGAGAGAGGAUCAUUGUGUUUAUAGCAAAGUGACUCAGUGAGGAAAUGGGAUGUUUUGUUGAUUUCUCCAUAUUACAUUAUUGGAGGUCUGAGUGGAUUUCGCUUUGUGAUUGUGAGUGGGUUUGAUUACUCUCAUUUCGAGUCUUCGUGGUAUAUGGAUUGAAACGUCUAGAACGGCCUCUAACAGGACUUGGUUCUUGAAUCGGAUACCCAAUUUCGGCAAUAUUUUCCAGUAUCUUUGAUCAGUUUGCAGAGUAUAAUCAAAUCAGUCCGAUCA
Botrytis cinerea B05.10 is the source of this 838-nucleotide messenger RNA. RefSeq lists its product as hypothetical. Gene Ontology annotation, molecular function: structural constituent of ribosome. Gene Ontology annotation, cellular component: cytosolic large ribosomal subunit; ribosome. Gene Ontology annotation, biological process: translation. Lineage: Eukaryota; Fungi; Ascomycota; Leotiomycetes; Helotiales; Sclerotiniaceae. The coding region runs from base 108 to 263 and encodes 51 amino acids. The transcript has 3 exons. The record is from RefSeq and is a predicted model, not a curated record.